Molecule: messenger RNA, 5181 nt
Organism: Pelagomonas calceolata
Lineage: Eukaryota; Pelagophyceae; Pelagomonadales; Pelagomonadaceae
Source: the annotation of a GenBank genome assembly
UUUUAUCCCCGUCGCACGGCGUGGGACUCGAUGCUCUCUUGGGUGGGCCGGCUGCGUUUUUGCUCGUUACGAGAUCGCAGCGGUCUCGAUCUUUCUUAGCGGUCGAAAGCGGUCUCGUGGGAGUCCUGUGCGCUUGCUGCUGAGUCGGUUAGCGUCUCAGCCAGCGAGCAAUGGAACCCAGCCCCUGAACUAGCGGCAUGUAACACACUAGGAUCGGGAUCGAGCUUUAAAUGCGCUCUCCGCAGGCUGUUGCGGCUGCCCCGUCUCGGGUCUGCCCAUAGUAGACACGCGGGAGACGCCCCUCCGCCUCGGGCAGCGCGUCGCGCGGCGGAUAGGCAGCUGUUAUUCGGCCCUGGCGUGAGAUCGGCUGCCCACCACCCGGCGCGUGCGAUCCGAGCGUCAAGCCCGAGAUGGCGCAUCGCAUCUGCGUCGGCACGGUCGUCGAGGCAGCGCCACAGGCGUUCGGCCCCGAACAUACGGCGCGGUACCGCGGGACGGUCGUCGCGCCCGGGACCGUACACGAGCUGCCGAGUGGUUGCCCUCGACCAGGUUAUGAUGAGCGUGUCUGGCGCGUCCGCUACGAAGACGACGGCAAAGUCUGGGCGACGCCCGAGCGCUUCCUCCGCGUCGUCGCGCCCCCUCCGCCUCCAGCGCCGGCUGCCGCGCCGGAAGAACCACGCGACCCAGCCUGGUACGUCAGGGCACAGCACGUCUCCGAGCGGCUGAAGACGGUCCGGAGCGUCGCCCGGCUCCUGCAGAGCCGGAGGCCCGGAGACGCGGACUGGCAGCGCAAAGUGCCGAAGCUAGCGCAGCGCCUCGAGGAGGAGCUCCUCCGGUCGGCGCGCUCGUUCGACGAAUACGGCGACGAGCGGACGCUGAAGCCAGGGUUGCAGGCGCUGGCCGCGGCGAUGGGCCGGCGCGCGCAGCAAGAGCGACGCGAAGCGGACGUCUUCGCCGAGGUAACGGCGCCGCCGGCAGACGCGGCGACGGGGCAUCCGCUCGCGGCGCUCGGCGAGGCGAUGGUCGGCGCCGUCAUGACCGCGACGAGCUUCGAGGCGCGCGCCGGCUGCGUCGCCGCGCCCGCGCGCCCGUUCGCCGCCUACGCCUUCCGCGAGGGCCUCCGCGCGAGCGGGAGGAUGGCUCAUUUCACGCGCAUCCUGGCCGGUGCCGGUACGGAUGACGCGGCGAUGCGGCGCCGCGUCACGCGUUUGCUAUGCGACGACCUGGACACCCUCGAGGACUUCCAUCACUUGACUCGGCGCGAGCCGCCGUCCUUGUCGCGGGAAGGAGCGCCCAUCGCUUGGGUCGAUCCGGCGACGGGAACGGAGCUCGCGGCCUACAGCGAUUGCGCGGCCGCCGCCCGCGAGUGGGGCCUCCCCGAGCCAUGGGUCGAGGACGGCGUCUGCGGCCGCACGACCCACGCCAAUGGUCUCAAGUUCGAUUACCGCGGCUUGCCGCCGCCGAGGUCUUCGGGUGUGCGUGAUGGCGUCUACCGGCUCCCAAACGGGCGCUUCCGCGUGCAGCUCGGAGACGACUUUCUCGGGAACUACGCCUCGGAAGGUGCAGCCGCGCUCGUGGCCACCCGGGUCUAUCGGCCCGGCUUGGACGUGCCGGCAAAAGGGGGCUGCGGCAAGGUGUGCGAGGUCCGUCGGUCCGGUGGUGCGUGGGAACGGUUUGCGUCGCAGAGCCUUGCCGUCCGCGCGUUCCCCGGACUGACAGAAAAUACUCUCUCGGCUCUCCUUAACCAUCCGUCCGAGUGCCCGCCCGCCGUCCGCGCGCGCUUCGAGGCGCGCCGCGUCGUUGCUGAGAACGUUUACGUGUCCUACCGCCCGCGACAGAAGCCGUGUCCAGAAUGUGGCGAGCCCGUCGGCUGCAGGGCGAAUGAGUGUCCUGGCUGCGGCUACGAUUUCAAGGCCGCACAAGAGGCGCCGGCGCCGGUCUCGUUGACGCGGCGCGGGGCCGCGACACUUGGCGUGCGCAUAAAGCUGGGAGGCCGGGUCGCCCCGGGCAAGUUAGUGGCCUCGGUGCGCGCCGAGCCGGCACAACGUCGAGUGCUCCGCGCGGUACCACGCGCCGCUCGCCGCGACGACGAGGCCGACAGCAACGCCGCGGCAGCGACGCGCAGCGCGCUGCUGGCAGCGACCGUCGAGCUCAUAAAAGGCCAAGAGUCUGCCUUCUUCCGGGAGCCCGUCGACACGCUUUACGUGCCGGACUAUCUCGACGUCGUAGCAGAGCCCAUGGACCUCUCGACGCUCCGGACCGACAUCACGAGCCGCAGGGUCACGAGCGUCGCCCAGCUAGCCGACAGGCUCGAUCUCAUCGUGGCGAACGCGACGAGGUACAACCCUCCCGGCCACGCAGUGCACGAGGCGGCCAAGGCGUUCGCGCGGAACGCUGCGAUCGCCGUCGACGCUGCGCGAGGGCGCGUCCUGGUCAAACCGUCCUGCUCAAACGUGCCGCGGAUCCGCUGCGCGCGCUGUCGGAAGAUCAGGGCGCUGCCCUCCGGCCGGAGUGCCUCUCGGUCGACGACAUGUGCCGACAUCGGCCUGACCUGUAGGGUGCGCGAGUGCUCGACCCUCGAGGCCGACUGCCCCUGCCGCGCGUCGAGGCGGCUCGGCGAUGGUUCCCGCGCGGUCGAGCGGGCGAGUGGUAGAAACAAGGUACACAAGUACUUUUGUACCGCGCGCACGGCGGCGCAGUGCUACCGCGUGGACGACGACGCGCCGGCCGGAGAGACGCACGAGUCGCGCAUCAACAACGCAUGUCGCACGGGCGAGCCCUACCUCGGCGCAACCUGGGCAUUCGCGCGCGAGGACUGCGCCCUGUGCGCGUCGGGCGCGGAUCCGGGUUCGAUCCUGCUUUGUGACGGCGACGGCUGCACCGUCGAGGCGCACUACUACUGCGCCGGCUUGGGCGCGGUGCCGAGCGGGCACUGGUUCUGCUCGAAGAAGUGCCGAGCCUCGGUCCCAGGCGAGAGCGGCAUGGCGCCAGAGGUGGAGGAGUACAGCGAGCCCCAGGCCCAGGCCGACAAUGUGACGACGACGGACGCGCUCCUUGGGCGGUUGUUCCGCUGCUCGCGCUGCGACGCGCGCAAACCCAUCGACGCGUUCGUCAACCGGCGGACGAGCACGGUCGGCCGCGACUGCUUCGCCUGCGUCUCGCAGGAGGCCGCGACCGGCGACGAGGCCGAGGCGGCACCAGCGCCGGCACCAGCGCCGGCACCAGCGCCGGCACCAGCGCCGGCGCCCGCUGCGGCAUCCGCCGCCGCCGCGCCACCGAAGGCGCCACCGCCGAAGCGUAAGCGGACUGCGUUUCGCGCCUCGACGCGCGCGCCUACGGCAAAAUCCGCCGCGGGUGGCUUGGCUGGCGCGGGCUGGAGUCCUUCCACAUCCGAAAGAUGGGGCGUCCGCUGCGACUACGACGCGCUCGUCACGCGCAUGACCCGGGAUCAGUGGGACACGACGGAGAGGAGGCGCGACGAUGGCAAGGGGUCCAUCGACCGGAGCUACACGCGCGCGGGCGACACGAAGGUGUACCGAAGCCUGCUCGCAGUCGCGCGGGCGCACUAUCCCGAGCUGCUGACCGAGACCGGUGCGCCGGCGCCGGCGCCGGCCCCCGCCGCCGCGUCCGGGCGGCGCCCGAGCACCGACAGCUCCGACGACGACGAGUCCCUGCAUGCGAAGGAGCCGGCGCCCGCGUCGGCGCGCUACGCCGUCGGCGACGCCGUGGAGGCGCGCUGGAAGGCAGGUCUCGAUUACUACCCGGCGAUCGUGAUCGGCGUGAGGGCGGUACGCGGCUUUGGGGUCGUGGAUCUGCAGUACAGCGACGGGUCGAACGACAAGGAGUGGGGCGUCGUCGAGGCGCUGGUUCGCCCUCUGAAGAAGCGGCGCGCUGCGGUGGCCGAGCGGGUGGGCUCGGCCGCUCCGGCGGCCGAAGGGUCGGCGUCGGGGCCGGCCGACACCGCGGAAGCGCGGGCGUCGGCGCCUAGCGGGACGAGACUCGCCUGCGAGGUCCGCGAGGUUGGAGAUGAAAAGUGGCGGCGCUUCGAUUCCCGGGCGGCCGCGGAUGGUGUGUUUCCCGGCCUGUCUAGUCAGAAUAUUGGACGGCUCAUCAACAAAACCCCGACAGAUCCGGCUCCGCACCUUAUCCGCGAGCGAUACGAGGCGCGAAACGCCGUCGAUGGUGACGACGGCGAAGACGACGCGCCGACGACUGCGCCCCGCUCGAACGGCGAACUAGCGUGUGAGGUCCGCCGCGUCGGCGACAAGGAGUGGCGGCGCUUCGCUUCGCGGGCGGACGCGGCGAGGGCAUUCACCGGGCUGAAAGCGUAUUAUAUCUCUUGGCUCAUCGACAAGAAUUUUCUGGCCCCUCAACACAUCCGCGACAAGUACGAGGCGCGAAAUGUAGGCGAUGGGUCGUCGGGCGACGAUGACGCGGCCCCGGCCCGCAAGAGGCCGAGGCUUGGACUCGUAGAGGUCCGACGCACCGGCGAAAAAAGUUGGCGGCGGUUCGCGACUCGGGACGACGCCGCCGCCGCGUUUGCGGAACUUCGCGACCGCAAGGACAUCUCCGAUCUCGUGUCGCGUCCGUCGAAAGCGCGCUUAGUCAUCCGCGGCAAGUUCGAGGCGAGGAACGUUGUCGACGAGGCUGAUGGCGAAGAGGACAGCAAAGCGGAGGAGGAACGCCCCGCCGCGACGGCGCCGUGCGGGCCGGCCCUGAUCGGCCGCAAGGUUCGCAUCUGGUGGCCCCACGACCGCGAGUGGUUCACGGGGACGGUGAACGCGUUCGACGGCCGGCGCCACGAGGUCACCUACGACGACGGGUCUCUCUGGGAUGAGGAUCUUGAGACGCCCGGCGAGCGGAAGUGGGAGCUCGUCGGUGGCGACGCCGCCGACGCCGCCGCCGCCGCCUCGGACGCGCUGCCCGAGGAGGAGCCGUGCUGCGCCAUCUGCCUCGAGCCCCUCGACUCUGACGCGCCGAGCCUCGAGGCGUGCGGCCACCGCCUCCACGCCGACUGCCUCUUCGGCGCCGGCCAGCUCGUGAGCCACGCCUGGGCCGACAACGCGCCCUCCACAAGAAGGGGCCAGCGCGUCGAGUGCCCGACGUGCCGCCAGGCGUCGUGGGUGCCCCAGGAGGCCAUUGAAGGAUACCGUGUGCGUGAGUGUAAAGAUACGUGAAUAA